Molecule: messenger RNA, 2454 nt
Organism: Adineta ricciae
Lineage: Eukaryota; Metazoa; Rotifera; Eurotatoria; Adinetida; Adinetidae
Source: the annotation of a GenBank genome assembly
AUGGCAAGUAAAGUUGAGAGAACUCGAUGUAUUACGUGUGAUAAAGAAAAGCGAGCUGUAAGAUGCGAAGGCUGCUUACAGUUAUUUUGCUAUGAACAUUUUACUGAUCAUCGACAAUAUUUAAGUCAACAAUUAGAUGUUAUCGAAGCUAAUCGUGAUUUAUUUCGACAAACUUUUAACGAACAAGGAAGUCAACCGCACGUGAGUCAUCCGCAAGCGUAUCUAUUAAUCAAACAAAUCGACCAAUGGGAAGAAGAAUCGAUCAAACUUGUUCAACAAACUGCCAGUGAAUGUCGGCAAUUAUUGAUACAGUUAACAACAAAGAAUACAAACCAAACCGAAACGAGUUUAGCGAAAUUAACCGAAGAAAUAAGAAAAUCUCGUAAAGAAAAUGAUUAUAAUGAGAUUGAUUUGAAGAAAUUCGAUGAACAAUUAAAACAACUAGCAGCAGAAUUGGAAAAACCAACACAUAUCUCUGUCCAACAAACAUCCGUUCCAUUAGUAAACAAACUUUCUGUUAUUGGAUCUUCGUCUAGCAAGAAAUGCUCGCCUGUUGCAAGUGUUAACGUUAAUAAAACAUGGAAACAAUAUGCCGUGACUGUUGCUGGUGGAAAUGGUGAUGGAAAUCAACUGACUCAGCUAUCUCGUCCUUAUGGUAUAUGUGUUGAUGAUGAUCAUCAAAGUAUCUAUAUCGCUGAUCAAUGGAGUCAUCGUAUUGUUAAAUGGAAGUCAGGUGGUAAUCAUGGUUAUAUCGUAGCUGGUGGAAAUGGGGAAGGAAGCCGAAUAGAGCAGUUGAACCAUCCAACGGAUGUACUCAUCGAUAAAAAUACAGAUUCGUUGGUUAUUUGCGAUUGGGGAAAUAGACGUGUCGUUCGCUGGCCUCGACGACCGGACUCCAGUCAACAAGUUCUAAUCUCUAAUAUUGACUGUUUUCGCGUCGCUAUGGAUAAUAAUGGCGAUUUGUAUAUUUCUGAUUGGAAGAAAAAUGAAGUCCGGCGAUGGAAACUGGGCGAAUCGACUGGAUUAGUAGUUGCAGGUGGCAAUGGUAAAGGCAAUUCUCUCAAUCAACUUAGUGGUCCCACAUCGAUAUUUGUCGAUGAUGAGUAUUCGCUGUACAUCUCAGAUCAUCAUAAUCAUCGCGUAAUGAAAUGGUGUCAAGAUGCGAAGGAAGGCGUUGUCAUCGCCGGUGGACAAGGUCAGGGAAAUAGUCUAACGCAUUUAGCUUAUCCUCAAGGCAUAACUGUCGAUAAAUCGGGAAAUCUUUAUGUGGCCGAUUCCGGAAACAAUCGAAUCGUACGUUGGUCAAAAGAAUGUCGUACAGGCACCGUAAUUGUUCGCGGUCAUGGUCAAGGCGACAAAGCUAAUCAGUUCAAUUGCCUUGGGGAGAAAGGAAUUCAACUAUUUGAAAAAGAUUCAAUAGUCAUGGCUGUUAGUUCCCGACCAGCAGUCAAUGUCAGCGCUGACACCGUUGAUGGUAUGAAUUCUGAUGUCCUUGCGGGCGAAAUUCAUGAAUGGGCUGACGACGAUCUACGACGAAUGUUCUUUGAAAUUGUAGCGGAAGCUCGUCGGUAUUAUUUUCUAGGACAAGUCGAACUGGCUCGAAAAUGCUAUAGGAAAACAUUGCAAUACGGCAAUGAACUACGGUAUCGGGGUGAAAACUUCAACUGUACAGUGAGAAUCAAUAGUCAAGUGAUGAAGAUUGCCGAAGAAUGUGAUCAAAGGAUCAGGGAAAUAACUUAUAAGUUAUCUUCUAAGAAUAAAAGUUUGCCUACUCUAACAACUACAACCGUGCGCGAUGAACUACGUAUGGAGUAUCCAUUUACUAAUCGUCAACAUGUUCCCGAUCGAUUCACUCGAAACUGUUCUGUCUGCAUGACAGAUCAUCCAGUUGAACAAUUUCAAGAGCAAUAUAGUAAAAAAUGCCAGCAUACUCAACGUACUGUGUGCAAUAAUUGUGUAUAUAGUACGGUGAAAUAUGCCAUCGAAGAUUUGAAAAUUAGAGUAACAUGUCCAGAGCCUGAGUGUCGAACAGUCUUCGAUUAUGCUGAAAUAUCUCAUCUACUUCUUAUUCACGAUAAUCGAUCGCUCUUUGAAACCUAUGAUCGCCAAUUGAGAAAUCAACAACUUGAACAAAUGCCUGAAUUCAUAUGGUGUCCCUAUCCUGAUUGUGAUGCAGGCCAAUUGAAUGAACAAAAUUCUUCCAAUCAAAGUCGAGUUACUUGUGUGAAAUGUCAACGAAUGAUAUGUUCAUUUCAUCGGGUUCCAUGGCAUACACAUAUGACAUGUGCUGAAUACGAUCAUCUACAUUCAAACGUUGACAAUAGUACACAACAAUGGCUAGCAACUUAUUCGAAACGAUGUCCGAAUUGCAAGGCACCUAUUGAAAAAAAUGGAGGUUGCGCUCAUAUGACCUGGCCGUCAGCGUCAUCAGAUAACAUGUUAUCAUUACCGUAG